AUGGACGUCUCCGACGCCUUUCUUCACGGCCAUCUCGAGGAGCAGGUGUUCUGCCAGCAGCCCACGGGUUUCCUCGACAGCGCCCACCCCGACCAUGUGUGCUUGCUCUCGCGCUCGUUAUACGGGCUCAAGCAGGCCCCACACGCCUGGUACCAGCGCAUCGCAGCGUUUCUUCACCAACUCGGCUUCCGCUCUACCCGCUCUGAUGCCUCGCUGUUUGUGUACAACAAUGGUGCCACCACCGCGUACCUGCUGCUCUACGUCGAUGACAUCAUCUUGACGGCCAGCUCCACGGACCUCCUGCGACAAAUCACCGAGCGUCUUCGCGCUGAGUUUGCCCUCAAGGACUUGGGGCCCCUGCACUACUUCCUCGGCAUCGAGGUCGUACGUCGCACCGACGGCUUCUUACUUCAUCAGCGCAAGUACGCCCACGAGCUAAUGGACCGCGCCGGUAUGCUUAAUUGCAAACCCGCGGCCACGCCUGUCGACACGAAGUCCAAGCUCUCCGCCACGGAUGGUUCGUUGGCCACGGAUGCGUCAUUUUAUCGCUCCAUCGUCGGUGCUCCGCAGUAUCUCACCUUGACCCGCCCCGAGCUGCAGUAUGCUGUCCAGCAGGUGUGCCUUCACAUGCAUGCUCCGCGGGAUCCUCAUUGGGCUGCAGUCAAGCGGAUCCUCCGCUACAUUCGUGGCACCAUGGACUUCUGCCUCUCCCUCCACGCUUCCACCGCCACGGACAUCGUCGCCUACUCGGACGCCGAUUGGGCAGGCUGCCCCGACACGCGUCGCUCCACGUCUGGCUACUGCGUCUACUUCGGACCUUCGCUCAUCUCCUGA
Molecule: messenger RNA, 834 nt
Organism: Lolium perenne
Lineage: Eukaryota; Viridiplantae; Streptophyta; Magnoliopsida; Poales; Poaceae
Source: RefSeq, a predicted model, not a curated record